Cucurbita moschata (crookneck pumpkin) is the source of this 2543-nucleotide messenger RNA. RefSeq names its product alpha-amylase 3, chloroplastic-like. Gene Ontology annotation, biological process: carbohydrate metabolic process. Lineage: Eukaryota; Viridiplantae; Streptophyta; Magnoliopsida; Cucurbitales; Cucurbitaceae. Bases 101 to 2539 code for a protein of 812 amino acids. Gene Ontology annotation, molecular function: alpha-amylase activity; calcium ion binding. The record is from RefSeq and is a predicted model, not a curated record. The transcript has 13 exons.
UGACCUGAACUCCGAGUUGCCAUUUGCUACCUUAAAUUCAUUCGGUUUGCUGUCGCAAAGAGCAAAUAUUUCUAAAAAAGCUGCAGUGCAGUUGAAGGGAAUGAUAUCUGUCAGACUAGCCCAGGUGAAGGACCAGAACCAAUUGGAGCUUACUAUAGGAUGUAACCUUACUGGGAAAUGGAUCCUUCAAUGGGGAGCGUCCUCAAUCGACGACAGUGGCAGCGAUUGGGAUCAAACUCCUGAAGAAAUUACACCCCCGGGCUCAAUACCCAUCAAAGAUUAUGCUAUUGAGACACCAUUGAAGAAAUCAUCCUCAUCUUCUUCGGGAGAUUCUGUUCAUGAAGUGAAGAUUCAUCAUGUUCUCGACAAAACAAUUGCAACUAUAAAUUUUGUUUUGAAGGAUGAAGAAACUGGAGUUCUGUAUCAGCACAAAGGGAGAGAUUUUAAGGUGCCUCUUUUAGAAUACCAUGGUGAAGAUGAAAAUAUAGUUGGAACAAAAAAGGAUAUGGAUUUAUGGCCAGGGGCUUUGGUUCAGCUAUACAACCUCCUUGUCAAAGCAGAAUCAAAUUCUAAAGAUCAAGGAAGCAAUGGUGAAUCUGGAGAUACAAAGGAGAGAAAAAAGUAUUUGGAAGGCUUCUAUGAAGAGCCGCCUAUUGUAAAAGAAGUAGCUGUUGAUAAUUUGGUCUGUGUUUCGGUUAGAAAGUGUCCAGAAACAACAAAAUAUCUUUUGUAUUUGGAAACUGAUCUACCUGGAGAUGUUAUUGUUCAUUGGGGAGCGUGUAGAGAUGAGACUAGGAAAUGGGAGAUUCCAGCAGCUCCUCAUCCUCCGGAAACAACAGUGUUCAAGAACAAGGCCUUGCGUACCCUACUGCAGCCGAAAGAAGGGGGGAAGGGAAGUUGUGGAACUUUUACCAUAGAAGAAGAUUUUGGAGGAUUUCAUUUUGUUCUCAAGCAGAAUGAGAACUCUUUGUUAAACUAUAAGGGAGAUGACUUCUAUGUCCCCUUCUCAAGUUCUGGUAACCUGCCUGAUCACCCGAGACGGAGCGAAUCAGAGGAUGCAGAAGUAUCUAGAAAACCUGAAGAAGAAUCUGAAGGAGUUUCUGUUACUGACAUUUCUUCUCAGAAGACUCAAAAGAAAAAAACCAAAGAAGCACAAGAAAGCAUUCUUGAGGAAAUUGAAAAAUUGUCUGCUGAAGCCUAUGAUCUCUUCAGAAGUUCUUCUUCAACAGAGGAAAUAAUUGAGACGCCUAAACCCGUAGAACCACCUGUUCGAACAUCCUCUGGCACAGGUACAGGUUUUGAAAUAUUGUGCCAAGGGUUCAAUUGGGAAUCUCACAAAUCUGGAAGAUGGUACAUGAUACUUAAAGAGAAAGCUGCAGAAUUAUCCUCCCUUGGUUUCACUAUGCUAUGGUUGCCACCUCCAACAGAAUCUGUGUCACCAGAAGGGUAUAUGCCGAAGGACUUGUAUAAUUUAAAUUCCAGAUAUGGUAACAUUGAUGAGCUGAAGGAUGCUGUGAAGACGUUCCAUGAUGUUGGGAUAAAGGUUCUUGGUGAUGUUGUCCUAAAUCAUCGUUGUGCACAUUUUAGAAAUCAAAAUGGUAUUUGGAAUAUAUUUGGUGGUCGCUUAAAUUGGGAUGAACGUGCUGUAGUUUCAGAUGAUCCACAUUUUCAGAGUGACAGAACACAUGUAAAUGUCCCAUUGAUUAUUCAAUUUUCAUGCCAUGUGAAGGGUAGGGGCAACAAAAGUAGCGGAGAUAACUUUCAUGCUGCGCCUAACAUUGAUCAUUCACAAGAUUUUGUGAGAAAUGAUAUUAAAGAAUGGUUAUGCUGGUUAAGAAAGGAAAUUGGGUACGAUGGGUGGAGGCUUGAUUUUGUCAGAGGAUUCUGGGGUGGUUAUGUGAAGGAUUACUUGGAUGCAAGUGAACCUUACUUUACUGUUGGCGAAUACUGGGAUUCGCUGAGCUAUACGUAUGGUGUGAUGGAUUAUAAUCAAGAUGCUCAUAGACAGAGAAUCAUUGACUGGAUAAAUGCUACUAAUGGAACUGCUGCAGCAUUUGAUGUUACUACCAAAGGGAUCCUUCAUUCUGCAGUUGAUAGAUGUGAAUAUUGGCGUUUAUCAGAUGAGAAACGAAAGCCUCCUGGAGUCGUUGGAUGGUGGCCUUCUCGUGCUGUUACCUUUAUAGAGAAUCACGACACUGGAUCUACUCAGGGUCAUUGGAGAUUUCCCAGUGGAAAAGAAAUGCAAGGGUAUGCUUACAUCCUGACUCAUCCUGGGACACCAUCACUAUUCUUUGACCACAUUUUCUCCCACUACAAAUCUGAGAUUGCAACACUUAUUUGUCUUAGAAAACGGCAGAAACUUCACUGCCGGAGCGUAGUUAAAAUUGAGAAGGCAGAAAGGGAUGUGUAUGCAGCCACCAUGGAUGAAAAAGUUGGAGUGAAGAUUGGACCAGGCUAUUUUGAACCUCCUAGAGGAUCCAGUGGAUGGUCAUUGGUUAUGGAGGGAAAAGACUACAAGGUCUGGGAAGUAUCCAACUAAAUCC